UGCUAACACUGUAGAGGUUGUGCAUGCGCGCACAAGCACAGAGCUAUCAGAGCGGAUACAUUUGCGAUGUCACGAGUAUUUUCAAGUUUCGUGCGGCGCUUGCAGGUCUUUAGGCAUUUAUCAAAUGAAGCGCUUAAAACAAGUGGCGAGAAGAGUUUGUCCUGCAUUCUUCAAAAGAAAUUUCCAGAGGCGGAAGACAUCCAAGUGAAAGAUAUUUCAGGUGGCUGUGGUGCAAUGUACGAAGUAUAUGUCCAGUCGACCGUUUUUAAGAAUCUUUCAAGGGUACAGCAACAUAGGUUGGUAAACGAGGCAUUGAAAACAGAGAUACAAGACAUGCAUGGGAUCAGAAUAACUACAGCACUUCCCAGCAAAGGAUAGAUACGACAGUUUUUUAAAUUGUUUGUUAUGCGUAAUUUGUUUGAUUAAAUACCGUAAAAAUUGAAUUGUGUACAGCGAGACCUUGCAUUUUGAUAAAAUAAAUAGUUUGUUCAUCUGUGCCUGUAAA
Messenger RNA from Rhipicephalus microplus (southern cattle tick), 505 nucleotides. RefSeq names its product bolA-like protein 3. Gene Ontology annotation, cellular component: mitochondrial matrix. Lineage: Eukaryota; Metazoa; Arthropoda; Arachnida; Ixodida; Ixodidae. The record is from RefSeq and is a predicted model, not a curated record.